Cyclopterus lumpus (lumpfish) is the source of this 6863-nucleotide messenger RNA. RefSeq names its product cyclin-dependent kinase 14 (gene cdk14). Lineage: Eukaryota; Metazoa; Chordata; Actinopteri; Perciformes; Cyclopteridae. The transcript has 15 exons. The record is from RefSeq and is a predicted model, not a curated record. Gene Ontology annotation, cellular component: nucleus; cytosol; cytoplasm. Gene Ontology annotation, biological process: protein phosphorylation. The coding region runs from base 534 to 1943 and encodes 469 amino acids. Gene Ontology annotation, molecular function: ATP binding; cyclin-dependent protein serine/threonine kinase activity; cyclin binding.
GGGGGGUGCGGGGGUGUGUGUGUGUGGGGGGGGCUCGAAACCAGAGAGAGAGAAUCCCAAAAAUGACAUCUAGAUUGCGGUGGAGCAGGGAGCGAACGGGACGCCGAGAGAAGAAAGAGCGAAUCUGACGUAAAGGGACGCACCGGGGAGGCGCGGCGCAUUACGCACGGUUUCCAGCUCGGAUGCCUGGCUGCUUCUGACUUUUAUUGCCUCUUUUGGAGAUGUAGUUGCGCUCUUGAGAAAAUCCCAAAGAAGGCAUUUGUUGUUACUAGUUGAUGAGAAAGAGAGAGAGAGAGAGAGAGAGAGAGAGAGAGAGAGAGAGAGAGAGGGGGGCUCCGUUUCCUGUUUGCCAGUAGCGCUGCAGCUGCGCUGGAGAAGCCCCGCAGGGCAGGCUGAACGACCGGUCCUCCUUCCCCGCUUCCAAACCACACGGGCGGUCCGCUGCGAAACUCGGUGUGUGGAGAGUGUGAGAGAGAGAGAGAGAGACACGCGGAGAGAGAGAGAGAGAGAGAGAGAGAGAGAGAGAGAGAGAAAUGUGCGACCUGAUGCCAGCCUCCCAGCCCCCGCAGAAAAUCGGCAAAAUGAAAAAGUUGAGGAGAACUUUGUCGGAGAGUUUCAGGAGUAUUGCUUUCAAGAAAGAGGACAGCGGCUUUGACGAGAUAUGUGUCACGAAGAUGUCCACACGCAGCUGCCAGGGAUCGGACUCGGUCAUCAAGCCCCUGGACACCAUCCCUGAGGACAAGAAGGUGAGGGUGCAGCGCACGCAGAGCGGCUUCGACCCGUUCGAGAAGCCCGUCAGCCAGGUGAAGAGGGUCCACUCUGAGAACAAUGCCUGCAUCGCCAAGGGCUCGUCCACCGGCAAGGAGUCGCCCAAACUGCGCCGCCACUCCAGCCCUAGUUCUCCUACAAGCCCCAAGUUUGGAAAGGCUGAUUCCUAUGAGAAGCUGGAGAAACUGGGAGAGGGUUCAUAUGCUACAGUUUACAAAGGAAAGAGCAAGGUGAAUGGGAAACUGGUGGCGCUAAAGGUGAUUCGUCUGCAAGAGGAGGAAGGGACGCCCUUCACGGCCAUACGAGAAGCAUCUCUUCUGAAAGGCCUGAAGCAUUCCAACAUCGUGCUCCUCCAUGACAUCAUCCACACCAAGGAAACCCUGACUCUGGUCUUCGAAUAUGUGCACACAGACCUGUGUCAGUACAUGGACAGACACCCCGGGGGUCUCCUUCCAGACAAUGUGAAGCUGUUCCUGUUCCAGUUACUGAGAGGCCUGUCCUACAUCCACCAGAGGUACAUCCUUCACCGCGACCUGAAACCACAGAACCUGCUCAUCAGCGACACUGGAGAGCUCAAACUUGCUGACUUCGGCUUGGCCAGGGCUAAGUCGGUCCCCAGCCAUACCUACUCCAACGAGGUGGUGACCCUCUGGUAUCGGCCUCCAGAUGUCCUGCUGGGAUCCACGGAAUACUCCACCUGCCUGGACAUGUGGGGAGUGGGCUGCAUUUUCAUUGAGAUGAUCCAAGGAGUGGCUGCCUUUCCAGGGAUGAAGGACAUCCAGGACCAGCUGGAGAGGAUAUUCCUGGUCAUCGGCACCCCAUCUGAGGACACCUGGCCCGGAGUUCACUCUUUGCCUCACUUCAAACCAGACCGCUUUACAGUGUACAGCGCUAAGAAGCUCAGACAAGCGUGGAAUAAGUUGGGCUAUGUGGACCAUGCCGAGGAGUUGGCUACCAGGUUCCUCCAGUGCUUCCCAAAGAACCGUCUGUCGGCCCAGGCGGCGCUGAACCACGAGUACUUCAGCAACCUUCCUCCACGGCUCUGGGAGCUGCAGGACAUGUCUUCUAUCUUCACCGUACCAAAUGUCAAGCUGCAGACAGAGAGCGGGGACAGCAUACAGGUGUGUGCACGAAGGAACAGCCAUGGCAAGGCAUCCUCUGGCAGCAAGCACUGACCUGAGGCAGCAUCCUGCACACGAUUGCCUGACAGGUGGCUGUUGUAAAAAAAGAAAGGAAAGAUGAAGACAAGAGAUGGAGGAUCCAGACGAAUGGAAGAGCCCCAGUUCUCUUUAUUUAUUACCUUCACAAUAUGCGUGAGCGUGAGUGUUUGUGUGUGUGUGUGUGUGUGUGUGUGUGUGUGUGUGUGUGUGUGUGUGCGUGUGCGUGUGUGCCGUGUGCAUGAGAAAGAGAUUUAGCAUUGGGUAUAGAUAUGAAUGCAUGUGUGCAUUAUGAACGGUACCUAAGAUUUCAGGCUAUCAUUUGCAAAUCAAAUUUUGUUUACUUUUUAUAAGGUUCCAAUAACUCAUAUGUUAUCACAGUAUAAACAAACAGACUUUACUAUUGGUACAUAUUGUGUUUUGUGUUUGUAACUAGCCUCCUAUUUAAGAAUGUAUAUUUGUAUGUAUGAUAUACUCAUCUAGAAACUAUAUAAUGGACAAUUUUAAUAUCGCUUCAUCUUCUUACCACUAUAUUGCUCACGCGAAGACACAACAGACACAUCGAGGAGACAUGCAUACAAGUAAAGCUUGAAAACAAAGACAAUGCAGUCGGUUAAAAAAAGAAUGAUCCUGAAGAGUUACAUUUCAUCUUUCUUACCUGGUUCAACUCUAAUUUGUGGAACCGUAGACAAUAAAAAUAAUGGAGGGCUUUUUCAGGUGGUGCAACUCAUCCUCUGGCAGCCAUAUUGGAGGUCCUGGGUUCUUUGGUGACUGGGAACAGCUGAUGUUGUUUUCAAUGUACAUCUCUGCUGAGGGAUGAACUUAUAUUGUAAUGAUGACAUUUCACUGUUUUUCUUUGACCUUAUCAGCUGACUAAUAGUGCUUUUUGUCAGGUAACGACCACCAUCAACGAAUACGUUUUAAACACUAAAGCCGACAUCUAGUCCGUAAAUAACUAGUAAAUAAAGGGAAGUAGUUGUAUAUGAACAUAUUGUUCUUCGACAGAUAUUUCUCUUCCUCUCUUUAUUUGCCUUCGAGUGGGUGUUUUAGAUAUUUUCCCUGAAGGAAACAAUAUUAUUUGAAAGUGAUCAGAUCAGAUCUGUGUACAGACAUACUGGUUCAUAUCUGCAUCACAAUCCCAGGACGAGCGCUGGGUUAUGAGGCUAAUAUUACCUACUGGCCAAACAGUGGACACAUUUGAGUGUCCGAACUGAGACGAAUCUAUAGGAAUCGGAUUGGAAUCGGAUUUCAAACCACUUCCAAAUAGGGUUUGAAUUUGAUUUGACAAAAGAAAAAUUAUAAUAAUAAAUAUCCCUUUUGAAUUUUUCCACUGGACCUCCAUGAUGGAACUAGAACUGGCUGAGAUGAGAUUUGUGUUGCAACUGAAAAGCCUUUCACAAAUAAAUUAUCUCUGCUGGAGAUGUUGAAGGUGCACACAUAAAACAACAGGGACAGCACCAACCAGUGUGCAAUACAUAAUUGACCACAGCUGUAAGUGUGUGUGUUUGCGUGUGUGUGUGCGCGUGCACGUGUGCGUGUAUUAAACAUGGGCAAUAGCUAAGCAUUGGGGCUUCCAUCCUGGCGAAUGGGCUAAUGUACAAACGGUAAAACACCAAGGCAAUAGGCUGUGUGGCCUGUUGUUUGAUCCAGCCCACGACAAUCCUCCCCUUCACGUUAUCUAAUAACUAUCAAAAGAUCUGCAAUAUUUUAUUAUAAACAAAUGAUCUAUGUCAAUAACUUAAACUUUUUGUUAAGCUCUGGAGUCAAACGUUAAGAUUGAUUCGGAGCUUUUCGUAUCUGACGAUUCAAAAAAUGUCGGUAUGAGUGCUUUUCAGUGAGUGGUAGUGUGUGUGCAGUGUGUGUACUGUAGGUGGUCCCUUCGCCACCGACACGUGCUCUUGUGGGGACACUUCCCGUCCAUGUGUGCCCCUCAACAUCCUACACAUUCUAAAUGUUUUGCAACUUUUUAUGACGAAAGGUCAAAUGUAUAACGUAGUAUCAUCUGCAAAGAAGUUUAUACUGUCUUUCUUUUGAUGUUUUGUGUGAAAAUAUCUGAAUAUUACAGGCUUAAAACGUAUGGUGAUAAUUGUGAAGUACUAUCAAUACAAUGGCUUCCUCUUUAUCAAUCAGUUUGAAACAAUAAUAUUGGCCCUGAACUGUUGAUAAGCCGAUGAGAUGAGGUUGCAAAUGUGGCGUCAUGGAGAAUUAGAAAUUGUGGACACUCUCAAACACACACACACACACACUUACACACUCACACACACUCACUUUAUAAUAUAGAUGUCUUGCCUGCUAGGGUAUCCUUUCUGCACCUACCUGCUUCAAUACAUUAUAAACCUGCAGCCCCUCCAUGCCCCCCUCCUGCUGGUGUUUGCUUUGCAGUCUGUCGCAUUCAAAGAAGGUCAUUUUUAAUGUCUAUUCUUAAUACAUCACUCAUGAAAUGUAAUCAUUCUUCCAUUCUUUACUGGCCAUCAAGUGAUAUUCAUACAGUACCAAAAUUAAUUGCAAAGUUCCACUGUCGCUAAUAUUCGCUGAGUCAGCCAAAUCGAGUGGGUAUCUCCGUCCAGACAAUUGUGUGUAAGUUUAUUGACUGAUAUGAUGGACCAGAGCUUAAAUUGAUAAGCAAUAUAGGAUUAACAUGUGUCAGGUGGCUGGAGGUGUAAGAUGACAGUUGUUUGCUAAACAUAAAAACAUCAUAUGUUGUGCGUGUUUACGAAAGGAAGUGAAAAGUACAAAUUGUGCUAAAAAGAUUUGAAGAUGGAAGAGUUGCAUAGAAAAAAACAAUCAGACUUAGUGAAUAAAUCAGAUGGAACAUGAAGCAGGUGACCUAACCAUCCAUUAAAGCUUCCGCUCCCACUGAAGAGAUGAAAAAUGGCAGCAGAUUGAGGUUGACAUUAAUAGCACCAGAUUGGGGAAUUAGCAUAACCAACUGUUUACCUCGAUGAGUCCCAACUCCUACUAUUUGCAUCACAGUAGUGGAUGGAAACGCGUAUAAUUCUUAAUGCAGAUUUUCUGGAAAUGCAGGUUGCAUUUGUGAUACAUCUGGAUGGAAACUUCCGACUGCUGAAUAUUAAUAUUGGCUAAACUUUGGAAUACAUUUUUGCUCAGAAUAUAGACUGUGGAUUUGUUCCUCUAUCUUAGACAGGGUAGCCACUUGAGUUCAGAUUAUAGCUGUUCCGAUACCAUCCUUCCUGAUAUUGAUUUUCAUACAUGAACUUGUGUAUCGGCCGAUACCGAGUACCGAUCUGAUGCCAGAGCGUUAAAAACACUUUGCCGCUUUACUGGUGGUGACAUUUUGCUAGCAAUGAUGAAACUAGCUAACGAGUGAGCCCGCCUCACUUUCUUGUCAUCUCAUCUCGGUUGAGAGUUGCACAUGCGCUAAUCCAAUCAUACCGGAUACAUACGGAUCGGGUAGCGAGAGUUACUGUAAAGUGUGAAGGAACUGAUGAAUGAGAGGAUAACGUGAUGUCAGAUCGCUGGAUAGACUUGCGCACUCGCCGAUACCCGAUCCAGCAUUUUAGGCUGUAUCAUAGGCAUCAAAAAAACUCUAGUUAAGAUAGACGUGAAAAUAUCUGAACCUAUGCUUUAAUGACUGUGCUCCAAGCCCAGCUUCUUCGACCAAUGAGGCAAAAAUAAAUGAUCAUGUGCUACAACUCUCCCCGAUAGCGUUUUUGAAAAUGCACUUUAAAGAAAAAUCUUUUUGCCCUACAUUCCAGGCUGUAUGGUUACUUUCAUGCACUUGCUUUGCCCUUAAUGAUAAAUAUACAGUAUAUGAGUGCAUAUACUGUAUGUACUGUAUAUACCGUAUAUGUUACCUGUCUUUGCCUGACGCAAAGCAAACCAGCCCUUCUUGCAAAUGUAAAUAUCAUCCCUUGUUUUGAACCUUUAGCACAGAUGGAGGAAAGCACGUGGAAAUGCUGUACUUGAAGUUAUCUCGCGGCUUUUCAGUGUCAUCCCCGGGCUGUGAUUGUGCGGCAGGAAGAAAAAAAAGGGGGGAGGAGAUGGGGCGGGUAAUGCCAGUAAAGCGGCGUGACAGAAGAGGGUUAAUACCAUCGAGCUGUGCGAAGAUUGCCCAGCCUCAUGUGGCUUUAAGGGAUUGCAGGCAGUAUUAGCAGCUGAAUAAUUAUUUUUGGCAUGUUUCUCCUUGUGCAUACUUUCGGCGUGGCACACAUCGCUUUUGUUUGCCCCUCAACACUCUUACUUCUGUAGUCUUGUACAAAAACGUAUAUUUUUUGAGUCCUUUGUGGGCGGAGUUCCGGAAGGCACUCAGUUCGAAGUUGAAUGUUCUUCAAAUAUUUCAAUGAAGUCCAGUGAAGGACAGACUUGGUGGAAUUGCACAUUUAGCACUGUGACAAGGGACUCGAAAAAUGCUCUCAGUAGAAAUGUCAAAGGGGGAAAUCGAUAGGGUGGUGACACAUCUUCCAUGAAGUGAAAUAGUAAUGCUUCCACUAUGUUUUUUGUAUACAGGGUUGCAAAGGUCCCCUUAAUGCUAUCAAAGAUAUCUCACGUAUGAAUAAACAUAUAAGGUGAAUAUAAAUAUACGGCAUCUAUUUUUGCCAUUCUUUAUCAUGUGGCCCGAAGUGGUAUCGGAAAGGACAAACAUUUCGGUUGGAUCCAUCGCGCAUCCUCGCUGUGCUCAACAACGAAUCCGGUGUUUGCAACAUUUUUUUUUCGCAACAAAGCUUCUCUCGCAUUUUAUUUUCUCUUUUUUUUUCUUUUUUUUAUGCUGCACUGAAAACACGUUAUUUUUCUUUCACAAGUGGUUUGGAGAACCCCCGAGUGUCGUCAGUCACUUCACCGAGUGAAACAAUAUAGUAUACAGUAGAAUAGCAUUAUUUGUUACGACCUGUAUGUAAUGUUAUUAUGGAAGAUGUAAUGUCCUUCUGUAAAUGUUGUUUAAUGUUGUUUUACCUGAAAUAAAAAUUUAUUAAUGCUUCA